AGUGUAAGUUUCAAGGAGUCGCCGGACAGGAGGAAUAUGAUCGUGACGUUCGAUAUGACUGGGGUGAAGAAGCCGGACAUGCAUGUUAGCUUCCGCACUACACGCUUGAUCGUGAGCUGGAAAGUGGAGAGGAUCAUGGAGAGACGCGAGGGUGGCACGAUGAUGCGAGACCGAGAGGUGCGGAAGUACAGCCAUACGAUACCGCUCGCAGAUGGCACCAAGUUUGAGGAAGUGCGAGCGUCCAGGGAUGGGCCGAGGCUGAUGUUGACGAUUCCAAACACCAAGUGUUUACGG
Trametes versicolor FP-101664 SS1 is the source of this 294-nucleotide messenger RNA. RefSeq lists its product as uncharacterized. The transcript is spliced from 3 exons. The record is from RefSeq and is a predicted model, not a curated record. The annotation marks the transcript as partial. NCBI's taxonomy places the organism in Eukaryota, Fungi, Basidiomycota, Agaricomycetes, Polyporales, Polyporaceae.